AUAUUUUUCUACGUUUUGUGUGCGUUGCAGUUGUAGUAACUUUGUUGGGGGAAGCGGGUAAUUGAGUUGGUUAAAAACUUAUUCCAGAACUUGUUGUUUUUGCCGAUAUUUACACCAUAUUGAUGAGUCCGUUGGUAGCUGUUAUGAACUGACUUUCUGUAUCGGAAGAUCUUCAUUUUAAUACAUUUACGGCGCUUCUACAACUGGUGUGAUCCGAUUUAAGGGCAUACGCUGGUCCGCAGAAAGAACCGUUCUGCGACACCGGAAUCCCCAGGCGACAUGAUCACCAGAAAAAGAGCGCGAGUCGGAUCCAAGCCUGAAACGAAUCCUACCACCUGGCCCCUGGAAGUUGACACUAGUGAAGAAAUUGAAAUCGUGGACGACGUGCAUACGUCUCCCUUUCAGUAUUCCUCACCAGAAAGCGAGGAUACGCCUGGUUUGGAUCUUGAUUUAUUUAAUGUAGACGAUUUUAAUUGGCAGCUGGACAAGGAUACACUUUAUUCGUUUUUUAACGAAGGCGGGAGUGGAUUGCAGGAUCUUUCAAGGUCCACAUCAAAGGGAAGCUAUGAAGUCAGUGAUACCUUCUCGAAUUCCUCGCGCGGAGCAGUUAAAUCACCUGCGUGUAAAAAUAAUGUGCCGGUGCGGAUCAACAAGAAUGCCAUUGCAGCUCGGAUGAAUCGUCUGAGGAAGAAAGAAUACGUGAAUGGAUUGGAGAAGAAAGUCACCUCCUUAGCGGCGGAGAAUCGGAAUAUCAGACAGGAGAACGAGCAUUUGAACAAGAGGGUUGAAGACCUCGAAGACGAGGCGAGGUACCUGAGAGCGGUAUUGGCUAACGAAAGCUCGUUGGGCCAACUUUUGGCUAGACUCAGCGGUGUGAAUGGCAUGAAAGUGUCUACGUCGCUUUUCCAGGAAUCGAACAAAAACGACCACGAUUACGCCCUGCCUAGGAAAAAGGUGAAGAUUGAGGAGAAUGAAACAUCUGGCGGCGUCUGUCUCCACGUUGACAAGAAUCACGUCUCUGUGGAAUUCUGCACUAAGUGCGCUGAAAGUGCGAGCACGGCGCUCAAAAUGUGGUUGAUCUGCCAUGCGGGAUAUGGGUUACAGAACAUCCCUGACUUCAGGACUCCAUGUGGAUUCUGCUGGGGAAUGCUGAAGAAACGGGACCAGCGGCAGCCAUCUUGGCCCGGUAUAUGUUAAAAGCAAGCUUUGUGUCUACAAACUUUCUUUUCUCCUCAUCGAAAUGGAUUGAGUGGUCACUGGUUUAGUCGUUCUGAAACAAGCAGUGGAAUGAAGAUUGUGUGAACACAUUUAAAGGGAAGCCUGCCUGUUAAGACUUGUAGGGCUUAAUAUGUUGUAAAUGCCCUGAACUAUGGAAAUAUGUUGUAAAAGCCACACAAAAGGUUUAGGUUAUUUAAAAAAUUUUAAAAACCCAGGCCUUUAAUAGAAAUUUUGACCAUUGGACAUCGCCAUUAUUUUAGACGCGCAGUGCACUUUGGGUAGAUGAUGUAAAAUGGUUGCACUGGUGGGUAACUCUGUUUUGUCCAGCAGUUGCAGUUGUUAAUAGUAAAAAAUCAGUACAAUGCCAGAGUAUUUGUGUGUGAUGUGAUACACGGCAUAUCUGUGAAUAGAAUGUAUUCAGUCUCUAAACAUCUUGGUGUAUCAGCAUGUAUUAUCAUUAGGUAAUGUGUUUAAAGGAGAUUAUGACCCGCUUAAGCUGAUACAACACGGUUCAAUAAUAGUGUUAUGUCAUUUAAAUGAAUGGGAAUGUUUCAGUACGCGUUUCAGUUUCACCAAAAACGAUAGUUUGAUCCAUGUGGUCAAGUGACUUUGAAUGUCUGCUGCUAGAAAGCACAGCUCUUUACAACAGAACUUUUUUUGUCUCUUGUGGCAUAGGCAAGCAGUUGAUGCACAGGCACCAUCUCUUAUGACCUACUCUCGUCUCCUUUGGCCUCCCGUCGUCUUCGUUUUGAUAAUGUGAUGAGGACUGUCCUCAGUGCUUUCUUGCUGAGUAAUGUCCCGUUCUGGCUCAAAUUGAAAAGGCUAAACAAGACAUUUUCAGUGCCACUCGAUGGCCAAGAGCAAUGGACCGGGAGACCCGUGCAACCAUUUGACAUCACUACCCAGAGUGCAUUGCAACUGUAAUGACCUGAGUUGAAGGAUUUGCAAAACAUUUUAAAUAACUAAAAUCUUUUAUGUGGUUUUCAUGCCGUAUUUAUAUAAUUAAAGGUAUUUACACCAUA
This is a messenger RNA of Anguilla rostrata (American eel), 2240 nucleotides long. It is a transcript of the gene crebzf, whose product is annotated as CREB/ATF bZIP transcription factor. NCBI's taxonomy places the organism in Eukaryota, Metazoa, Chordata, Actinopteri, Anguilliformes, Anguillidae. Gene Ontology annotation, cellular component: nucleus. Gene Ontology annotation, biological process: regulation of DNA-templated transcription. The record is from RefSeq and is a predicted model, not a curated record. Bases 280 to 1197 code for a protein of 305 amino acids. Gene Ontology annotation, molecular function: RNA polymerase II transcription regulatory region sequence-specific DNA binding; DNA-binding transcription factor activity, RNA polymerase II-specific. The transcript is spliced from 5 exons.